Myotis brandtii (Brandt's bat) is the source of this 1306-nucleotide messenger RNA. It is a transcript of the gene CD7, whose product is annotated as CD7 molecule. Lineage: Eukaryota; Metazoa; Chordata; Mammalia; Chiroptera; Vespertilionidae. The transcript is spliced from 5 exons. Gene Ontology annotation, biological process: adaptive immune response. Gene Ontology annotation, molecular function: signaling receptor activity. Gene Ontology annotation, cellular component: membrane. The record is from RefSeq and is a predicted model, not a curated record. Bases 1 to 783 code for a protein of 260 amino acids.
AUGCCUGAGGUGCCGAGGGAGGCAGGACCCGUCCGUCGGCUGGCAGGAGACCUGGCCGGGCCUUCAGCCAGGGAGCUACGGGACCAGCCCCUCCUGCAUCCCUCUUCCCGGGCGGGGGAGGGGGCUCCUGGGGACCAGCUGUGCCUCCAACACGCUCCAGAGGUGAGGCAGUCCCCCCUGUACACGGUCACCCCAGAGGGGGGCUCCAUCAACAUCACCUGCUCCGUCCGCGUGAACGGGACCCUGCUGGGGGUCCACCUGAGGCAGAGCCACCUGCCAGCGAUGCGGAAGGUGACGUACUACGACGACGAGAACACCCCCACUGUGGAUGCGCGGUUCCAGGGCCGCGUCGUCUUCUCGGGGACCAUGGACAACCUGACCAUCACCAUGCAGCGCCUGCGGCCGGCGGACACCGGCGCCUACUUCUGUUCAGCUCGCCUCCUCCAGGGAGCCUCCUGGAUUUCGCCCCCCCUGGGGGCCCCCCCCCCGACCUGCACCCGCACCCUGAAGGCUCUCAUGGACUCUCCCCACUUCUUCCCAGACACACUGUCCCCAGCGGCCAGCGCCUGCCCCGGGACUCAGCCGACCGGCUUCACCUUCCCCGUGGCCCUGGCCCUGGGCUGCCUCCUGGUCGUGCUGGGCCUGGCCGCCAUGUGUGUGCUGAAGAGGAGGCAGAUCAGGAACAUGUGCUCGGCACGGGACAGGAGCACGGCCUGUGUGAUCUAUGAAGACAUGUCCAGCAGCCGCCGGAACACCAUCUCCAUCGCCAACCACUACCAGUGAGCCAGGCCCCGGCCUCUGCCCCGCGCUGCUCCUGGCGCCUCCCCCAGGAAGCUCUCCGUGCCUGCCUCGCACCCGCAAGGCUGCCCUGCUCACCCCGUGGACUGCCCCCGGCCCCUGGGAGCUGCCAGAGACCAAGCCGCCCUUCCCCUCACACGGACCAGCUGGGCUCAGGCAGCGGGCGCGCCUGGCCGGUGGACUGUGUGCUGAGUCACCUGGCCUGACCCAGGCUUGCCAGAAAUAAAGGGCUUCUCUCCUCCCCUCGUGGACUCCAGGGUCCCCUCUCAACCAGACCUGGGCUCCUCGAGACCAGGGGAGCCGCCUUACAAACAGCAAGGAGGCGGGAGUCCGCCGGGCACAGGGGGCUCAGGUCCGAGCAGCCAGGGCCGGGGCUCAGCUCCUGCAGAGCGAAGGGCUGGCGAAGGAAACCGAUGCGAAAUCACAGGUGCAAAGUCGGGCACAAUAGCAAGCUGGGCCCUUGCAGGAGGCAACCCAUCGAUGUUUCUCUCUCCUCCUCCUCCUCCUC